Molecule: messenger RNA, 2371 nt
Organism: Zymoseptoria tritici IPO323
Lineage: Eukaryota; Fungi; Ascomycota; Dothideomycetes; Mycosphaerellales; Mycosphaerellaceae
Exons: 1
Coding region: 143-2278 (711 amino acids)
Biological process (GO): protein targeting to vacuole; protein transport to vacuole involved in ubiquitin-dependent protein catabolic process via the multivesicular body sorting pathway
Cellular component (GO): ESCRT-0 complex
Molecular function (GO): phosphatidylinositol-3-phosphate binding; metal ion binding; ubiquitin binding
Source: RefSeq, a predicted model, not a curated record
CGCCGUCCGACCACCUAUCAUACGAUCGAUCACAUUUUCCGGCGUUGCGAUUUCCUCUCCCCGCCACCAAUAGUCCUAUUCAAGGCAACGAACGAACGACAGCGGCUCUGGACCACCCAGUCCCACCUGAAGCUCACCACCGAUGGCAUCGUGGUUCGGGGGCGCGGGCAAUGCAGAGCUCGAUGCUCAAAUCGAGAGGGCGACCUCAAGUUCCCUGGAAGAUAUCGCCUUGAACCUCGAAAUCAGCGAUAUCAUUCGCAGCAAGACAGUGCAACCAAAAGAGGCCAUGCGCAGCCUGAAACGACGAAUAGGCAACAAGAACCCGAAUGUGCAGCUCGCCACAUUGAACCUGACGGAUACUUGUGUCAAGAAUGGAGGAUCACAUUUCAUGGUCGAGAUUGCGAGCAGAGAGUUCAUCGACAACUUGACGAGCCUCCUCAAGGCAUCAGGUCCGGCUGAGCCCAACCACGACGUCAAACAGAAAAUCCUCGAACUCAUACAAAACUGGGCUUCCGCUGCACAAGGACGAGAAAGUAUGGUAUACAUCUCGGAAACCUAUCGUACACUUCAGCACGAAGGCUUUCGGUUCCCACCCAAGCAAGAGGUCGCCAGCAGCAUGUUCGACUCGUCUGCGCCGCCUGAAUGGGCCGACAGCGAUAUUUGCAUGCGCUGUCGAGAGCGCUUCACAUUCACGAAUCGAAAACAUCAUUGCCGGAAUUGUGGGAACGUGUUCUGCGGAACAUGCUCGACCAAGUCGAUACCAUUACCGCACCUGGGCAUCAUGCAGCCGGUGAGAGUGGACGAUGGCUGCCACGCAAGGCUGACGGAGAAAAAUCGAAGUAGCCAAGGACCUCAAAGUCCGUCGGCAAGCAAGCGGUCACUAUGGCAAGGAGCGAAUGCCUCGACGGAUCGGAUGCAGCCCAGAGGAGCACGGGUUACAGAGGACAGCUUCGAUGCAGAUUUGAAGAGGGCGCUGGAGAUGAGCUUGGAAGAGAACAAAGGACACUCUCGUGCUGGCUAUGUCCCCCAGUCGCAGCUUUCAACUCCUAAACCUCAGACGAACGGCAGCAGUCGAAGUGCACCCAAGAAGGCGGCAGAAGAGGAAGAAGAUGCAGAUCUCAAGGCUGCAAUUGCUGCCAGCUUGCAGGAUAUGGAGACACAGAAGAAUCGAUAUGCAAAGGAGCUUCGGGAGCAAUCAUCGUCGACACAAGCUGCACCAGCUGCGCAAUUCAGGCCGAACAACCAAUUUGAGCUGACUCCGGUGGAGGCGGAGAACAUCAAUCUAUUCUCCACAUUAGUCGAUCGACUUCAGCAUCAACCACCGGGAACGAUCUUACGCGAACCGCAGAUCCAGGAGCUCUACGAGAGUAUCGGUACGCUCCGACCAAAGUUGGCCAGGACAUACGGCGAAACGAUGAGCAAGCAUGACACAUUGCUGGACUUGCACUCGAAGCUGGCGACAGUCGUUCGCUACUACGACCGAAUGCUGGAGGACAGAAUGGCAAGCGCAUAUACCUCGAGUCGAUAUGGUGCUCAAUCGCGAUCGAACAUGUACCCUAAUAUACCCUCCGCCGCGCCAGAUGGUCCUGGAGGCGUGGAGAGCUAUUACAGCGGUAAUGCGCCACCCAUGGAUGGCUAUGCUUCUCCACAACAACAGGCGCCGUACGGCGGCUACCAACAGCCUCAAGCACCGUACCCUUCAUUCGACAAGCGAGUCUCCUCAUAUGGUGCACCACCACCUGAAGCAUCAUACUAUUCACAACAGCAGCCAGGAUACCCUCCACAGCAAGCACCAUCGCAAUAUCCUCCGCAAAAUCAACCAGAUCAUCAACCUCCACUUCAACGCCAGCAUUCCAACCAUCAAUAUUCGCAACGAUCGUCUCAAUAUGCACCAAGCCACGCCUCGCAAACAUCAAACCCACCACUCGCCUCACCCUCAGCGGACCCAGCAGCCAGCUUCUACUACGGCGAGCAACAGCAGCAGCCUCCAAAUGCCUCUCAACAAGCGCCUCCAAGUCCCGAGCUUUACCAACAAUUACCCACUCAGCAACACUACCCCCAGCAACAAGCACCUCAACACCACCAGCAGGCACCACCGCCGAAACAGGUCCAACAGCAGCAGUAUUACCCCCAGCAAGCUCAACACCAGUCCGCUGCCCAGCCCGCCCAGCAAUGGCCGCAAGCUCCGGCCGCUCAUGGCGGAUAUGGCCAGGAGAGCUUCCCUACCGCGCCGCAACAUGCGCCGCAGGUGAAGGAGGAGAGUUUGAUCGAGCUGUAGUAUGGAGUGACCAAUAGAUACUCAAAUUGAAGUGCAUUUCGCGGGUGCGAAGUGUUGGUCGUCCCUUCACAGCGAUCACAAUCGAUAAUAUUG